Molecule: messenger RNA, 909 nt
Organism: Temnothorax curvispinosus
Lineage: Eukaryota; Metazoa; Arthropoda; Insecta; Hymenoptera; Formicidae
Product: UPF0193 protein EVG1 homolog
Exons: 5
Coding region: 16-711 (231 amino acids)
Source: RefSeq, a predicted model, not a curated record
CGAAUUUUGAAACCGAUGGAGCGAAAGUACCAGAGAGUGGGUUUGGGGGUGGGUGCGUUUCACAAUCCCCCAAGAGCGAAAUACAGCGAGGAAACGAAAAAUCUUAUUAAGCUGUUAAUGGAGGAAUCCAAGCUAUCAAUGUUGCAAAGAAAAACGAUCCAGGAAGCGGUAGACAAGGGUGAGUCUUUACCACCUUCCAUCGACAGAACGAAAGAAGCGAAAGAUAAAGCCGAAGAUUAUCAAGUUAAAUUCCCUAGUGCUUGGAGGAGGCGUUCACAGGAUACGAUUAUAAGCAGCGGUGCUUACGAGAGAGAACAAUACAGGAGGACAGCGCCCUUACCCAACAAGGAGAAGCAAAAACGUCACUUGGCGUGUAUGAUGGCUUAUGGGAAGGACAUGCCGGAGACUCCUCACGGUCCCAAAAUCCUUCACAGGGCUAAACGAGAGCCGGAAAUACCUGAGAACGCGGAUUUUCUGAAUGACUUGGUUCAAGGGAUCCGCGAGAGAAUGGAUUUCUUGCGCGAUAUGGAGAACCUCGGAAUGGGGAAGAAGUAUCGGCCCAUAAUGCAGCAGGAGAUAGCGCAGAAAAUACGGCUGAUCGAGUCGCUGGACAGUCAAACGUCCAACGAGCUGCGAAGAGAGAUUUGUGAAGUCAAACAUGAAAGACCGUCGCCGAAACUGUUUCCGCUGACUGAACCAGGGGAAAAUUGAUUGAUGUAAUCUACACGUAAUGCGCAAAUUACAUGGCCUAGAUCGGAUUGUGUGUCAAAUAUAGUCGACUAUAUUUUUUAUCAUGUUUCAAUCGUCUGAUAAGCCACAAGUGAAUUUUACAGAUAAGAACGUAAAAGAUAAUGUCAAGUAUUAUGAUUCAACUGUCUAAAAUCGUAAAUAGAUAAAUUAUUUGUAAGA